Bathycoccus prasinos is the source of this 1515-nucleotide messenger RNA. RefSeq names its product adenylosuccinate lyase. The transcript has 2 exons. Gene Ontology annotation, biological process: IMP biosynthetic process. The record is from RefSeq and is a predicted model, not a curated record. Lineage: Eukaryota; Viridiplantae; Chlorophyta; Mamiellophyceae; Mamiellales; Bathycoccaceae. The coding region runs from base 1 to 1515 and encodes 504 amino acids. Gene Ontology annotation, molecular function: N6-(1,2-dicarboxyethyl)AMP AMP-lyase (fumarate-forming) activity.
AUGAUUGCGGCAUCCGUCACUCCAUCGUGCGCUCUCUUGCAUCGCGUCGAUGUCUCUGCUUCCGGACGCCGAGCGUCAUCCACUUUUAAACAACGAAAACAGAGUCCUCGAGAAAACCAUCAUCGUCGCGGGGUUGUCAAGGUGGCUGCGGCGGAAAACUUGGACGCGCUUUCCGAGCUCGUCGCCAUUUCCCCGAUCGACGGUCGAUACGGUUCGAAAACGAAAUCUUUGCGCUCUGCUUUUUCCGAGUACGCGUUGAUUAAAGCACGCGUGACGGUGGAAAUCCGAUGGUUACAAACCCUCUCGGAAAUCCCCGAGGUGUUUGAGGUGGAAAAAUUUUCCAACGAAGCCAAUCAGUUUUUAGAGAACUAUUUGAAGAAUUUUUCGCCGAGCGAAGCGAUGAAGGUGAAAGAAGUCGAACGCACGACGAAUCACGACGUGAAAGCGGUCGAAUACGUGAUCAAGGACGCAUUGAAAGAGAACGCGGAGUUGAAAAAGGCGCUAGAGUUUGUCCAUUUCGCGUGCACAUCUGAGGAUAUUAACAACUUGUCGCACGCUAUUAUGUUGAGAGACGGCGUGGAAGUUUUGUUGCCAGAAAUGGAUAAAAUUGUGGAUACUUUGUCUACGAUGGCGGUAGAGAAUGCUGAUGUACCGAUGAUGUCGAGAACGCACGGUCAACCGGCAUCGCCGACGACUUUAGGGAAGGAGCUGGCGAACGUGGCGUACAGAUUGGCGAGACAACGCGCUCAGAUUCCCAAGGUGCCAUUGUACGGCAAGAUGGCGGGUGCAGUCGGGAACUACAACGCGCACAUGUCCGCGUAUCCAAACGUAGAUUGGCAAGCCGUCGCAGAAAAGUUUGUGACUGGUUUGGGUUUAACGUUUAACCCCUACGUGACGCAAAUCGAGCCUCACGAUUAUAUGGCGGAAUUGUUCGGCUCGAUUGAGCGAUACAACACGAUUAUUUUGGAUUUGGAUAGAGAUAUAUGGAGCUACAUUAGCAUUGGUUAUUUUAAACAGAGAACUAUCGCUGGUGAAGUUGGAUCAUCCACUAUGCCUCACAAGGUGAAUCCGAUCGAUUUUGAAAACUCGGAAGGGAACGUGGGGAUUGCCAACGCAUUGUUUGCGCACUUAUCGGCAAAAUUACCAGUAUCCAGGUGGCAAAGAGAUUUGACAGAUUCUACCGUGUUGCGUAACUUGGGCGUUGGAUUUGGCCACUCCUUGUUGGCAUAUCAAAGUACGUCGAGAGGUUUAGGGAAGUUGGAUGUCAACGCGGCGGCGAUGGCGGCGGAUUUGGACGUCAACUGGGAAGUCCUCGCGGAACCGAUCCAAACUGUUAUGCGAAGGCACGACGUGGAGAAACCAGUGAACCAAGAAGGUAUGCGGGAGUUUGUGAAGUCGUUGGAUAUCCCGCAAGAUGCGAUUGAUAGUUUGGCGGCAAUGACGCCGGCGACGUAUGUCGGUAACGCUUCCGCGCAAGCUAAAAGAAUCGUGGAGAUGAUAAAAAAAAUCGAGUAA